Molecule: messenger RNA, 1950 nt
Organism: Colletotrichum lupini
Lineage: Eukaryota; Fungi; Ascomycota; Sordariomycetes; Glomerellales; Glomerellaceae
Exons: 3
Coding region: 1-1950 (649 amino acids)
Biological process (GO): DNA-templated transcription; positive regulation of transcription by RNA polymerase II
Molecular function (GO): zinc ion binding; DNA binding; DNA-binding transcription factor activity
Source: RefSeq, a predicted model, not a curated record
AUGCCAUCCAAGAGAAAGGCUCAAGAUGCCGAGAACAGUGUCACCUCGACCUCUGUCCCAAAGCGCCAGAGGAAGCGCGGCGUCCAGACCGGCUUGAUCCGAACUCUCGAGCUUGCCCUCGUAUGGCUCUUCGACCAGGUUCCUGGAACAGAAGAGAAGCUGGCGGGUCUACUCACGCAGGAGGGGGGUGGCGGCCAAUCUCUCCUCCUCGACAAAGACAGCGAGGCAGGCAAUCGCCUUCACAAAAGAUGGAGGAGAUGCCGCGUCCAUAAGGAUAUUGACCGGCUCCUAUCUGGCAAGGACGGCAUAAGCCCACGCCAGGAUACUUCCGGAGACGAAUCGGAUGCUGAAGGUGAUGGCCGCAACAAACGGAACGGGGAGACUCCGUUGGAUGGUCCUGACAUCUCUCCGCAACCUAACGCCGUUGACCAAACUCUCGAUAGCGCUGCGGCCUCGUAUCCUCCAGACGGUCUCGAUAUCGACCCGGAAGACUCAAAUAACAGUGCUGCUCAUGCUGAGCUCUGGUGCGCUCUUGCCGUCGGGGCAUUCCAGGAUGCGGCAUCAUCACAGCCUCCAGGAGGUUCAGAACCACCUGACCGGCCCAGUAUGAUAACAGCAGCAGCCCGUAGUCUCAUACCAGUAGAGACUGACAUGGCACUGGGCCAUGUGAAAGCACUUCUAGUGCUGUCCUUGGUGAAGCUGGGGCAGGACAACGCCGCAGCAGCUUCUCUAUUGAUCGGUCUAGCCGUCCGGGGCGCCAUGGCCCUGGCAGAUGGACGAUCACGAAACGGCGGAAGAGAACCGAUCUCGGGCCUGUCGGCUUCUUCGACGCAAGAAGCAUACUCGACGGCUUUGGACCGGGUCUUGAUGACCUGUCUUAUGCUGGACACCAUCGUUUCCUUAAGGCUUGGUCAGACGCCGCACAUGAGGACGAACGACAUGAAGGAUAGGCCGACAGAGGAGAACGGAUCAGAGGAAUGGGCACCAUGGACGCCCAGAGCUGGAUUCGGAUUGGAGGACGUUGAAGCUGCUGUACAGCCUGCACAGUCUUUGAGCUCCUUCAAUCAGCUCUACCAAUUCUUCCGCACACUGAACCAGAGUGUUGAGUCUGGGGGGGCGGGUCCAAAGAUUGGUGCCGCGAACCUUGUUCAAGUGCUUGAUCCUCGUUUCUCAUUUUGCAAUUCAGUAGUGUUUGGAGCGUCGACGAUACCCAUACUCCCAUCGGCUUUCCUCAUCCAGGCCACCUUCCUCGGCGCGACCUUGACUUUGAUGGCCGACCCUCGAGUGUCUCUGAUCUGGAGUCUGAUGGAAGUUUUGGAGAGUUCGAUUUCCCACUUUGGCGCAGCCGGCGUCUCGCCCCUCCUGGUCACAUAUAUGAGCAUCGCAAAUACCAAAAGUUGCGUCAAAGCUCUCCGCGACGAUGAUAAGACGCGGUGGAACUCACUGAUGGGUAAUCUGAUGUCUGUCUGGCAAGAUCGGACGACGAACGUGGAUUCUUCUUCUAUGGAAGCGGAUCCGAGCGAGCAAACACCAGCUCAGGCCGAGCCGGCUGUGAAUCAGUUCUCGCAUCACCCAUCAUCCGCUCGCAGGGACUCGCAUUUUCCGCACUUCUCGAUGCCUGCGGACUCUUAUCAUCAUCCUAAUAGCAACGGAUUUUUACCAACAGCAUCAUCCGUCAGUCCGUCAACGGCAAGAACCAUGCCAUUUACGCCAGGGAGCCAACUGGAUGCAUUUCCUUCCGGCUUCAUGGGACAUUUGUCGUCAGCUCAGGCACCCUAUCUGAUGGGGCAGGGCGCUCACGGCGUGGAUUACGACGCCAUUAUGGACGAGCUUGCUUCUAUCGACUGCACAGAUAGUAUGGAAGCCGACCCGCAGUUUAUGGCCAAUCUCGGCUUUGCCCCAGGGUCAGACUUGACUGACAUGCUUCGGGGAGAGUAUGGAGGAAUGUGA